AUGGCGAGCACCAAAGUUCAGAGGAUUAUGACUUGUACGUUGAACUUGAUUUUCAGAUUUAUUCAAAGCAAAGCUCGCAUUCAAAUUUCGCUUUUUGAGCAGAAGGAUUUGAGGAUUGAAGGCCGAAUCAUUGGUUUUGAUGAGUACAUGAACUUGGUUCUGGGUGAUGCUGAAGAAGUCCAUAUCAAGAAAAAGACCAGAAAGUCAUUAGGAAGGAUUCUUCUCAAAGGAGACAACAUAACUCUGAUGAUGAACACGUAA
This is a messenger RNA of Pistacia vera, 261 nucleotides long. RefSeq names its product small nuclear ribonucleoprotein E-like. Gene Ontology annotation, biological process: spliceosomal snRNP assembly; mRNA splicing, via spliceosome. NCBI's taxonomy places the organism in Eukaryota, Viridiplantae, Streptophyta, Magnoliopsida, Sapindales, Anacardiaceae. The record is from RefSeq and is a predicted model, not a curated record. The transcript has 5 exons. Gene Ontology annotation, cellular component: precatalytic spliceosome; U1 snRNP; U5 snRNP. Gene Ontology annotation, molecular function: RNA binding. The coding region runs from base 1 to 261 and encodes 86 amino acids.